Molecule: messenger RNA, 7554 nt
Organism: Chlorocebus sabaeus (green monkey)
Lineage: Eukaryota; Metazoa; Chordata; Mammalia; Primates; Cercopithecidae
Gene: CDH9
Product: cadherin 9
Biological process (GO): calcium-dependent cell-cell adhesion; adherens junction organization; cell migration
Cellular component (GO): catenin complex; adherens junction; plasma membrane
Molecular function (GO): calcium ion binding; beta-catenin binding; cadherin binding
Source: RefSeq, a predicted model, not a curated record
UUUUCUUAAACUUGACAUUUUGACACUGAAUUGAAAUAGGUAGUAGUAAAUUCUGCAGGAACCAUACACAAAAUUUCAUUUGAGCAACAGCACUCUCCCUGUGAUAUAUAUUUUCUACAGAUGAUUUACAGGUUACAGACAUGCUGUGACCUUUCUCUCCCAAUUGCAAACAGAUUAAGGAGAGCUGAUUAACCGAGACUAAAAACACUGUGUCGUUUUUUCUUAUGGGGGGUCUUUGACAAAGCCCUCCUUUCUGAGUCCUCCCACUUCAUUCGCUUGCAAAUCAUUGUGUCCAAAGAGGUCUUCAGUCCCCCAAGCCCAAACCUGGCGCCCUGCAGCGCCAUCAGCGGCAGUAUCUUCCUAUUUGAGGGACGUUUCUUAUUAAUCAGAAACGCUGAAUGGAAACCAAUCAGAUAGAGAGUUCCUUUGGCUUCAGCUUCCUGCCUGUCUGAGUUAAAAGUGAUGCUCGAAGAGAAAGCCACACUGAGAUGCAUGAAGAUUCAGCUGUGAAGAUACUAUAAAAAGAGAAGAGAAGGACCGAGACAGAAGCAACAACGGAAUUGUCAGUGCGGAGUAGGGCUAAACUCAGUUCCAUUGUUAAGCAAGGAAAAACAAACAAUACAUUGAAUUUGACAACCAGCUGAAGUUGCAGAUAAUGAGGACUUACCAUUGUAUACCAUUACUCAUCUGGACCUAUAUGUUCCAUACAGUUGAUACCAUCCUAUUACAAGAAAAACCUAACAGUUAUUUAUCAAGCAAAAAGAUAGUGGGUCUGACAAAAGAUGAUGGCAAAAUGCUACGUCGCACCAAGCGUGGCUGGAUGUGGAAUCAGUUCUUCUUAUUGGAAGAGUACACAGGUACUGACACACAAUAUGUAGGCAAGCUUCACACUGACCAAGAUAAAGGAGAUGGAAAUUUAAAGUACAUACUAACAGGAGAUGGGGCUGGCAGUCUGUUUGUUAUAGAUGAAAAUACAGGAGACAUUCAUGCUGCAAAGAAACUAGACAGAGAAGAAAAAUCUCUGUACAUUCUUCGUGCCAAGGCUAUAGACAGAAAAACUGGGCGGCAGGUGGAACCGGAAUCAGAAUUUAUCAUUAAAAUUCAUGAUAUCAAUGACAAUGAGCCAAAAUUUACAAAAGACUUAUACACUGCCAGUGUUCCUGAAAUGUCUGGAGUCGGUACAUCUGUUAUACAAGUAACUGCAACAGAUGCAGAUGACGCCAACUAUGGAAAUAGUGCCAAAGUGGUCUAUAGCAUAUUGCAAGGACAGCCAUAUUUUUCAGUGGACCCAGAAUCAGGCAUAAUAAAAACUGCAUUACCAGACAUGAGCAGAGAAAAUAGAGAGCAGUACCAGGUUGUUAUACAGGCCAAAGACAUGGGCGGCCAGAUGGGAGGCCUUUCUGGAACCACCACAGUGAACAUCACGCUGACAGAUGUCAACAACAACCCUCCUCGAUUUCCCCAGAGUACGUAUCAAUUUAAUUCUCCUGAGUCUGUACCUCUUGGAACUCAUCUUGGAAGGAUAAAAGCCAAUGACCCUGACGUGGGGGAAAAUGCAGAGAUGGAGUAUAGAAUUGCUGAAGGAGAUGGUGCAGACAUGUUCGAUGUCAUCACUGACAAGGAUACACAGGAAGGGAUUAUAACUGUCAAACAGAAUUUAGAUUUUGAAAAUCAAAUGCUCUACACUUUAAGAGUGGAUGCAAGUAACACUCACCCUGAUCCACGAUUCUUGCACCUGGGACCUUUCAAAGACACAGCUGUGGUCAAAAUAUCUGUGGAAGAUAUAGAUGAACCUCCUGUGUUCAGUAAAGUCUCUUACUUGAUAGAAGUAGAUGAAGAUGUAAAGGAGGGCAGUAUCAUUGGACAGGUUACAGCGUAUGACCCAGAUGCCAGGAACAAUUUAAUAAAGUACUCUGUUGAUCGGCAUACUGAUAUGGACCGUAUUUUCGGCAUCCACUCAGAAAAUGGCUCUAUUUUCACUUUGAAAGCCCUUGACCGAGAAUCAUCUCCUUGGCAUAACAUCACUGUUACAGCCACAGAAAUAAGUAACCCAAAACAAAGUAGCCGCAUCCCUGUCUUCAUCAGAAUUCUAGAUAUAAAUGACCAUGCUCCGGAAUUUGCCAUGUAUUAUGAAACAUUUGUUUGUGAAAAUGCAAAACCUGGGCAGUUGAUUCAGACUGUCAGUGUCAUGGAUAAGGAUGACCCUCCCCGAGGUCACAAAUUCUAUUUUGAACCAGUACCAGAAUUUACUCUCAAUCCGAAUUUCACCAUUGUAGAUAAUAAAGAUAACACAGCAGGAAUCAUGACUCGAAAAGAUGGCUACAGUCGCAACAAAAUGAGCACCUACUUAUUGCCAAUUUUAAUCUUUGACAACGAUUAUCCGAUUCAAAGCAGCACUGGCACACUCACUAUUCGGGUGUGUGCCUGCGAUAAUCAAGGAAACAUGCAAUCCUGCACGGCAGAAGCCUUGAUCCUUUCAGCCGGCCUGAGCACGGGAGCUCUCGUUGCGAUUCUCCUCUGUGUCCUCAUACUGCUUAUUUUAGUUGUGCUGUUUGCUGCAUUGAAGAGGCAAAGGAAAAAGGAACCUCUGAUAAUUUCAAAAGACGAUGUCCGGGACAACAUUGUCACCUAUAACGAUGAAGGCGGUGGGGAAGAAGAUACCCAAGCUUUUGACAUUGGCACAUUAAGGAAUCCAGAGGCAAGAGAAGACAGUAAACUUAGACGAGAUGUAAUGCCUGAAACUAUUUUUCAGAUAAGGAGGACUGUGCCUCUGUGGGAAAAUAUUGAUGUACAAGAUUUUAUCCAUCGAAGAUUAAAAGAAAACGACGCAGACCCAAGUGCACCUCCUUAUGAUUCACUGGCAACGUAUGCCUAUGAAGGGAAUGAUUCCAUAGCAGAUUCGCUCAGUUCUUUAGAAUCCCUCACAGCUGAUUGUAACCAAGAUUAUGAUUACCUCAGUGACUGGGGGCCUCGUUUUAAAAAACUUGCCGAUAUGUACGGGGGUGAUGAUAGUGACCGAGACUAAGAGGAUUGUUUGACUUGAUCAAUAUUAGUGGAAGUACUGUCUAUGUUAUUAGAUUGAGUGGCCUGCAUUCUCUUCCUGGGAGGAAAUUUUUCAAAAAUUGAAAUUACAAACAAUACGUAGGUGUUGUCUUAGUAGGGAUUUGCUUAAUCAGUAAGUUUUCGUGAAUGAAUACGAAUGAUAUAGAUUUUUUAAAAAGUAAUAACCAGUUCACCCUCUUUGCCUAACAAGCUCGGAAGGAAAUAUAUCACAUCAAUAAUCAAUAAAAAUACUUAAAAGGCUUUUUGUGCCUUUUCUUAGGUAUAAUAAUUUAUAAAUGUUUUCUUAACUGACUUUCAGUCACCUUUACUAUUAAACUAAACAUUGUGCAACCGCUUUGUAAAUUAAUACGGAAAAGAUAUAUCCUUAAUGACAUAGGAAUGACUAUUACUGCCAUAUUUAUUUAGUUGAAGAAUGUCUUUGUGUUAAUUCAUUCAUAUUUUUAUAAAUGUAUAUUUAUAUUUUUGUAUUUUUAUGAAAUAAACUAGUAUUUAUAAAAUACAUUUCAUUUUAUUUAAUUCCUAGAGGCAGAUCUGAUCUCAUUUAUAACAAAAAUGUUUUACACCUUUAAAUGUAAAACAUGGUUCACUCAGGGAAUAAGCAGUUCAGAAACUACUGCAUGGAUUUGGACCUACAAUGUAGCGAAACCAUAAAAUAACUUUGGUACCAAUUGCUAUUUUUCCGUUUCAUCACUUAAAUAUUGACUAAUGUUUAUAGAACCACUGAUGUCUAACCAUCAAUAGAGUAUGAGACACAUUUGGAUUAUAAAAUAUUAUAUAUAUAUAUAGUUGUGGAUAAUAAACUUUAAGUUUUUUUUUUUGCAAGUCUUUACUAUGGGAUCAACCAGUGGAUUAUAGUUGAGAGUAACUGAAGUAUGUGUCAGUAAUAUUAUGUAGACAUAGAAAAAAUCUAAAUCAAUCUUCUCUCAGUAGUUUAGUUUUCAAAAUGAGAAAUCAUAGUUCUGAUUUUUUUUUUCUUCAUGAUGAGGCAAUUCAUGGGAUAUGUGCUCAGGUGUGCGUAACAUGUUUAAAAUGUGUAUUGAAGAGUAGAGAGUUUGUUUUUAAAUUUAUUAUUUUAUUGAGGAAAUUCCAAGUCAUUAUAGUUGAGAAAGUUUUGAAAAAGCUAAGGAAAAGUAGAGAAAAGAGACUUAAAAGUAUGUGAUAGUUUACUAAUUAUUGCGAUUGUCCGGAAAAUAGAAUAUAGGCACCUCAAAGCACGGGAAAGAAGAAGAGAUGGGAAUCGUAAGCAAUCAUCAUCUGCAAAUAUUUGAAAGACGGCUGUGUAUAAUCUGGCCCUGAUAUGGCCUACAGUAUAAAAUUUCAACCAAGAUAUGGGAACUUCACAGAGAGAUUGCAUGUUAUCUAUUUUCUGUGCCAAGAAUUAACCUUUUAUUCCUCUUCAAUUAUUCAUAGUUUAGGCAGGAAAUGCCAUGCUUAUGGUGAUUCCUAGGUGGAAUUCAUAUAGGAGAAAUUUUACUUUGUCUAGUCGGCUACCAAGAGGUUUUAAGGAGCAAAUACCAAAUUAUAAACAUGUACUUAUUUGUUGCUAUAUCACUAUGUUGUAAAGUUUUUGUAGACCAAGACUAACUCAAGAACUUUAUCUGUAGCACACAUUAAAUAUUUAUUAAGAUUUAAUUUAACGCUAAGAAAAAGACAUACUGGACUGUUGAGAAUUACUUGAUAUGUUUCUCAGGACACAAUCACCCAGAAAACAGGAAGAUUUUUAGUUUUAGUUUUGAUUAGAUAAUCUUAGUUUUACCUUAGAAAGGAAUUAGUUUCCUCAUUGCCAAAGUUCAUCCAUCAUAGAUAGACAAAUACCUAAUAGGAUAUAUAGAGUGACUUGAGGUCAUUAAAAAAUAAAUUAGACAUUGAGCAAGGCGUCUUAUAAUCACUUUGUUCUAUAAUCACUACAAGGUUAAAUAACAAUAAGUAAAUCAAUUCUAAGAAGACCUGUACUGACUGUACAUGUAGUGGUUGUUUAAAAAACGAAGACAUUAUGUGGCGGGAGAGUUGAAUAAAUUGGUAGUUACAUAGCUUGCCUGGGCUUACCAUGUUUGAAAUAUUAAGAGCACUGCAACAAACGAACUUACCUACAAGGUGUAGAUCUGUGAUUGAUAUGAGAGAGUAAUAUUGUCAUUAGAUAGAAUAAAACAUUAAAUAUUUUAACUUGCAAAAUAUUAUUUGGCUGUCUCUUUUUGAGAACUAAUGAAGUUAGUUUCAAAGUUCUCCCUUUCCUUGAUCUGUGAAAUGACUGACCUAUGGUAGUCUUUGUAAGAAGCACAGAGCUAGAAGAAUUAAUAUUAACUGGUAUGCGAUUGUUUUUAUAUACCUGACUUAAAUGCUAUGAAUCAGAGGAUCUGAUUGAAUCAAGGAAAUUAACAGAUCUGUGUAACACUAAUACUUCCUAUCCUUUUCCAAUAAUCUAUGAAAUGUCCAUAGUAGGUAAAAUGCAUUCAGGAGCCAGAUGGACCAGAUUUUAUUAUUUCCUUACUAGCAAACUAAAUGAAUCAUUGAAAUUCUUCAGGAAAACCCACAUCACAACAUUCACCCUAUUGGUUUGGGAAUUUAUUUUACUAGAUGCACAUAAUAUCCUCAGUAAGAUUUGAUUCUAUUACUUUAUUCUCAUGAACUAUAGAGUUGUUAAAUGUUGAAGAUAAUUUAUUCUUAAUGUGUACUUGCCAAACUAAAUUAAUUAGCUCCGAUUAUUUCAAACUAAAAUAGAAUUAAAUUAAAAUCAAUUGAGUAACCAUUAUCCCAAAUAUAAACUUAAUUUCAUUGUUUUAUUUAGAAAGUUCAAUAAUUUUCAGAAUAUGUCUAUAUUUAUAUCUGAAUUUCUUUCAGUAUGAAUAACCUAUCUACACUAUUUGCAUGUUAAUACACAGUCUGGAUAUUAUUUCAUUCAAUUUUGCUCUCAAGCACAUUGAAUCGAUUUCAAUGACUUAAAUACCAAACUUAGCAAAGAAAAUAAAAUAGUAUUAACAAUAAAAGCAAGCAAACAAACAGGAACAAAAAAGAAAUAACAUCUUACCUUAGUAGUGGUGGAUAUUGAUCAUUCCUGUCACUUUGGCAAAGUAUCAUAAUUAGCCUCCGGAAUUCUUUAUUCUGUUGGUGGUACUUUAACUUUACCCAAUCUUCUUUACUGGUUCUUUCUCUUCUUUUCUAGCUCUCUAUUUUAGAGUUGUCCAGGCUUUUUUCUUUUCUGGUUAAAUUCAAGUCCCUGGUAUUCUUACCAAUUUUCCAUGUUACUAUACCUGUCUAUAUCUAUAUCUGUAUCUAAGCUAUAGAUUGAAAUUUUCUGAUUUUAUACCUCCCACUUUCACCUCUAUGUAAUAAUCCAAACUAUUCUAAAUUUCUACUUGAAUAAACAUAUCAAAAGUAACAUGUCCAAAUUUUAAUUACUAAUUUUCACUCCUAUCUUUUCUCAGCUUGCCCCAUCUCAGUUAAUGUCAGCUCUAUCCUUCUAAUUGUCCAUGCCAUAAACCAAGCAGUCAAUCUUCAUUCAUUUCAAUCUGUUAUCUUCCAUAUCUAAUACUGUAGAAAAUCCUAUGAAUGAUACCUUCAAAAUUUAAGUGAUAUACAAUGAUCUUUCAUCAUAUCUCCUGCUACAAUGCUGGUCUAAUAACCAUACUUGGAUUAUUGCAGUGUUCUUCUAAGUGUUUCUUCUCACUAGCUUCUGCUCCUGCCAUCUAUUUUCAACCCAAUACAGAGCAGAUAUUUUUUUUUUUUUAACUAGAUAAGUUUGGACAUCUCACUUCUCUUUUCAGAACUUACCAAUUGUUCACGUGCAGUGAGAGACAGUCCUCACAGUGGCCUCUAAGGACCGGUCAGAUCAGAUUCCCAUUAUUUCUCUGAUAAAUUAUUCUCAUUUCUUUCAUUCAUUUUAAUUCGAUUAUUCUGGUCUCCUUGUUUUUCCUCAAAACUGGCUAGCAUUUUUUUUUUUUUUUCCAUUCAAUUGACUUUCUCUGGAAUAAUCUUUCCUUGGGUAUCCACAAAGUUAACUUCAUAACUACGUUCAAGACCACUUUUUAAUGUGACUUUCUUAGUGAGAACUACAUUGGUCAGUCUAAUUAAAAUCACAAUCCUCCACACCCAUUUCUCCUUUCUCUAUUUUUAAAAAUAAUUGUUUGCCACAGCACAUACUGCCAAUCAACUUGAUGUAGAAUUUGUUUAUCCUUUAAUUUUUUGUGUGUCUACUGCUACUAAAAUGUUUGAUCUCUCUGGACAAUAAUUUUUAUGGAUUUUAUUCAUUAAAGUAUCUCAUGUGCCUAGACUGUUGUUUCAUACCUUGUUGGCAUGCAGCAAAUACUUGCUCAAUGUUGAAUAAAAUGCUCAGUAUUUAUAUAUGAGCAUUUUAAAAAUUUUGUGGAAUGUUAUAAAUACAUGGGAGAUGAAAAAAUCAAAUGUGUCUGGUCAUGGUGGCUCAUGCCUGUAAUCACAGAACUUUGGGAGACUGAGGUGGCAGAAUUGCUGAGGUCAGGAGUUUGAGACCAGCCU